This is a messenger RNA of Archocentrus centrarchus (flier cichlid), 1854 nucleotides long. Its product is annotated as zinc finger protein OZF. The coding region runs from base 98 to 1348 and encodes 416 amino acids. The transcript has 2 exons. Gene Ontology annotation, cellular component: nucleus. The record is from RefSeq and is a predicted model, not a curated record. Gene Ontology annotation, biological process: regulation of transcription by RNA polymerase II. Lineage: Eukaryota; Metazoa; Chordata; Actinopteri; Cichliformes; Cichlidae. Gene Ontology annotation, molecular function: DNA-binding transcription factor activity, RNA polymerase II-specific.
GAUGCAAAAGCGGAGGUACUGUUAGCGUCCCUGUGAGUGUGCAGGAAGUGGUCGUGUUGUGGUGUCUGAGCUGAGUCUCUGAGCUGUUGGAGUAACAAUGCCUUCAGUUCAGUAUCUGAGAGAGUUUAUCAACGAGCGGCUAACUGCUGCUGCUGAAGAAAUAUUCACAGAGUUUGAAAAAACCAUCGUCCAGUACGAGGAAGAGAUCGACCGUCAGCGCAGACUGCUGGAUAUCACCUGGAAACCCGAAAUAAAGCUGCACAGGACAGACCUGCCACAGCAUUAUGUCUGUCAGGAGGAGGUGGUCACUGAGCAGCAUCUUUGUAACCAGGAGAGGAGCUCCAGUCUGGACCAGGAGGAACCAGAACCUCCACACAUUAAAGAGGAAGAGGAGGAAUUCUGCAGCAGUCAGGAGGGAGAGCAGCUUGUACCGAAAGAGGAAACCAAUACAAUUAUGGUGACUGCUGCUUAUGAGGAAAGAGGCCACAGGGAACCAGAACCAAACAGGGAGCAGCUCCUCUCACAAAGCUCUGCUGCAGCUGAGAGCCAAGACCAGGAAGGAAGCAAAAAAGUAGAUUCUGGAUUAACUAGUAAUAGAAACAAAAAUCACAACAAUGCAGAAGAUCCCCUUACAUCAGAGAGUCAGUGUAAUUCUGACAAAAUUAAAAAGGCUUUAAAAUGUGAUGUUUGUGGAAAAGCUUUUAAGCAGAAUUAUGAAAUUAAACGACAUUAUAAAAUCCACACAGGUGAGAAACCAUAUUCUUGCAAAACAUGUGGGAAAAGUUUUACACAGAGCGGUAGUUUGACUGUCCACAUAAGGAAACACACAGGUGAGAAACCAUAUCCUUGUAAAACAUGUGGGAAAAUGUUUGCCUAUAGUAGUUAUUUAUUGAAGCACAUGAGAAUUCACACAGGUGAGAAGCCAUAUCCUUGUAACACCUGUGGGAAAAUGUUUGCAUGUAGCAGUUCGUUAUUGAAACACAUGAGAGUUCACACAGGUGAGAAACCAUAUUCUUGUAAAACAUGUGGGAAAAUGUUUUCAUGUAGUAGUCAUUUAUUGGUUCAUAUAAGAACACACACAGGUGAGAAGCCGUAUCAUUGUAAAACAUGUGGGAAAAUGUUCACAUCUGGUAGCCAGUUGUUAAAACACAUGAGAAUUCACACAGGUGAGAAGCCGUAUCCUUGUAAAACAUGUGGGAAAAUGUUCAGAUCUAGUAGUCAUUUAUUAGUGCAUGUAAGAACUCAUACAGGCGAGAAGCCAUAUCCAUGUAAAAUAUGUAAGAAAAUGUUCACAUCUAGUAGUCAUUUGUUGCGCCACAUGAAAACUCACACAGGUGUUAAGUCGUAGUCUUUCUAUAGAGAAAAUAAUAUAUGGGAAGCCCAGCUUGAAAAAACAUUUAAGAGUUUAUAAAGUUUCAGAGUAGAGCUUUUAGAAUUAAAACACAUUUAGCCUGUAUCUUGUUUACAUGUACAGAGAUUUCUCAGUUAUCGUGGGGGUUACAAUCCAGAUAACCUUUCCCACACUCUUUUAAACACUUCAUAGGCUCUUAACCCUAUAACACCGGGCGAUUGCCGCUGAAGCUCCCGUUACCUGCCCUUGGUAGCUGUGAACAGCUAGUUAACACUGAGCGUAUCACUGCUGAGGUGUCUGAUCAAAGGAACUUUGAAUUACCAUAAUUAUGCGACUGUUUGUCCUAUCGGAAAAAUUCAAAUGGUCACCCACCAUAGGGUUAUUGCGAUAAUUGUUGCCUGAAGUCCGCGAAUGGCAGAACUUUUGAAGUACACAUUCGGCGUUAUAUUAAACACUCUUAAACCUACUUAAUUUUAACAACAUAUACAGGUGCUGGUCAUAAA